Saccostrea echinata is the source of this 5330-nucleotide messenger RNA. RefSeq names its product leucine-rich repeat protein SHOC-2-like. The transcript is spliced from 17 exons. Lineage: Eukaryota; Metazoa; Mollusca; Bivalvia; Ostreida; Ostreidae. Gene Ontology annotation, molecular function: protein binding. The record is from RefSeq and is a predicted model, not a curated record. The coding region runs from base 884 to 2677 and encodes 597 amino acids.
CUGCUACAAACAAGGGUCUAAAAUCUAUUCGUAAUUAUGAGAAGUUGUAAUUUAUAAUGCAUUGUAUGCAAAGAGAUUUUUAUUUGCUGACUAGCAACAAGCUUGUUUAUAUUUGCUCAAAUCUAAAGACGACCGCAUAACCACAGAAUAAGCUUUCAAAACAACAUAUAACAUUUCUGUUUUCAUUUUCUGUCAGCCAAGACGAAAGUGUGUCAAGCCUCGCUUUCGUUAUCAAUGGAUGACUUCAUAUAAGAAGAGAUCAUGUGCAGUUUUUCAGGAAAUAAUUGUUUUGUUUGGAAAUCCAUCUGAUAACUGUUCUCAUUAUAACGGAACUGAUUUAUUUUGGCGAUCUUGACAAUCGAGUCGAACAUUGUCUGAUUAUAAACAAAUCAUUUACAGAACGAGCAAAAGAGAGAAAAACAAGAGUCCCUCAGAUUAUGAAGACGAAUCUGUGAACAUGAAACGUUAGAGUUGAUAUAAUGAUAAAUCACUUAUAUCAUUUGAUUGUUGAAAACUGUUGAUCGCUGUAUUCAAGAGAAUAACAUAGAUUAGCAUGAGUUAAUGUUUUGUCAAGAAUUUUGUGGAUUUUUAGCAUACUAUCACUUAGAAUUGCUGCCAUUUUUACAAUUUUGAAAAAAAACGAAAUUUCAGGAAAUUUCCUGUUUAUUUUGUUCACCAAGCUGCACAAGGAGGACAAAUGUUAAAACUGAGAAGUUUCUUGUAACAUGAAUUGAUAGAUCGGCUCAGCCUGUCGCACCAAUAUUACUUUUUAAGUAACAUUGACACGAGACUAAAAUGAUUCUUUUCACUCUGGUUGCAUGGAUCGAGAAACACAAACUGUUGAUGUGUAGAUGUGCAUUCUCUCAGAUUUUUGGGACAAAGUAUGUCGCGUAGACCAAAACAAGGGAACUCGACAGCUGCAGCAAGAAUGGCAAAUCAUGAUUUAAUGGAGAAUCCUCCAUAUCUGGGAGCAGGGGGUGCUACAAAUGUUGAAUCAGAUGACUAUGCUAGAGACAUGCUAGAGACUUGUAUUGAUGACACUGUUUCAUUAAGUGAUCCAAAAGAGGGAAGCAAACAUGAAAAGAAAGGCAGUACUGCAAUGAUUGCAGAUCAGAGGAAAGGAGUGGUAAUCCAAGAUAAGGGGGAACAACAUAAGCCCCGUAAACCCAAACAACGCCAACACAAACCGGAGCUGGAUGUGGCUAAAGAAUUCAAAAAGUGCAAAGAAGAGGAAGCAACUCGUUUGGAUCUUAGCAAAUCCCAGAUUACUGUGAUACCAAAUACAGUUAAAGACUUGUCACAGUUACAAGAAUUUUACCUGUAUGGGAAUAAGCUGGCCACAUUGCCCCCGGAGAUUGGAGCUUUGACAAAUUUGACGAAGCUGGGAUUAAGUGAAAACUCGUUAACUACCCUUCCAGACACUCUUCAAAAUCUCAAGCAUCUCCGAGUGCUGGAUCUACGACACAACAGACUCAAUGAGAUUCCAGAAGUGGUGUAUAAUCUUAGAUCCUUAACAACGCUUUUUCUUCGAUUUAAUCGAAUCAAGCAUGUGGAGGAAGCCAUUAGAAAUUUAACAAAACUUACCAUAUUUAGCUUGCGAGAAAAUAAGAUAUCUAAAUUGCCACAAGGUAUUGGCCAGCUUGUGAAUUUGCUCACAUUCGACAUUUCCCACAAUCAUCUGGAACACUUACCUGAAGAGAUUGGAAACUGUGUGAUGCUAAAUUCCUUAGAUCUACAGCACAAUGAACUCUUAGACAUACCGGAAUCUAUUGGAAACCUCAAGUCACUUUCCAGACUUGGACUGAGGUAUAACAGGUUAACGAGCAUCCCAAAGAGCCUGGCUAACUGUGUCAUUAUGGAGGAGUUCAACGUCGAAGGAAAUAAUAUUGGACAGCUUCCCGAGGGACUGUUAUCUAGUUUGACUGGCUUACGCUACAUUACGCUGUCCAGAAAUGCAUUUCAGUCAUACCCAAGUGGAGGCCCAGCACAAUUUUGUUCUGUUUAUAAUCUCAACAUGGAACACAAUCAGAUCAAUAAAAUUCCACUUGGGAUCUUCUCCCGAGCAUCAAGUCUGACAAAGCUUAAUAUGAAAGAUAAUCAGCUGACAUUCUUGCCAUUAGAUAUUGGUAGCUGGUCCAAUAUGACAGAAUUAAACUUGGGAACAAAUCAGCUGACACGAGUUCCAGAAGAUAUACAAAAUUUAGAAAAAUUAGAGGUCCUUAUUCUUAGUAAUAACUUAUUAAAGCGUCUACCAUCCAGCAUUGGAAAUCUAAAGAAACUGAGAGUGCUUGAUUUGGAAGAAAACAAACUAGAAUCACUACCUCAAGAAAUAGGACAGUUACAGGAGCUGACACGACUCGUUGUCCAGUCAAAUCAACUGACCAGUCUGCCUCGUGCCAUCGGAUGCCUGUCCAAACUAGAAUACCUUGGUGCUGGGGAAAAUAAUUUGACAUCUCUUCCUGCUGAAAUAGGAACGUUGGAGAAUCUGGAAUCUCUAUACAUCAACGACAACCAGGAGCUCCAUAGCCUUCCCUAUGAACUGGUUCUCUGCAGCAAUCUUCAAAUCAUGAGCAUAGAAAACUGCCCUCUUAGUCAGAUUCCACCAGAAAUUGUUGCCAAAGGACCUUCUCUUGUUAUCCAGUAUUUACGAAUUCAAAGUCCAUUUUGUCCAAUAUGACUACCGAGUCAUGUCCCUCAUUUUCUCAUCGUCCAGUUAUAAACGGGAGGUGUUGGCUUCAUCUUCAUGUUGACGGAAGUGGAAGGUUGGUCGUUUUAGUCACAUGUUGACAAUGGAAAUCCAGCUGACAAUCACGACAGAUGUCAAUUCUUUUGAGAUGUUGAGAUGACCGAAGUAAAGACAAAUAUCUCCGUGGAGCCGUAUGGGAAAUUCAAUUGACUGGUUUUUGUUCUUGCUUUUAAUUCAAAUGAGAAUGCUUCCAAGUCAUCCUGGCAUACCCAAUAUAGAUGUAAUCAAAUCAUUUGCCUGAUUCCAUGCCGUUACAAGAGCAAUUCAGCAUUUCCUUACAAUUUUAUGUCAUUUUUGUUUUUAGGCAUAAUAAACAAUUUUUGUACACAUUGAACUGUUUAAUGCCAUUGGACUAUAUAUUAAUUUUUGUCACUACAGGAUGUUUGUUUAUUUUAGUGUGUGUUCUAGAAGUCAUGUUCAUAUUACUGUGAUAAAUUAUGGCUACGUUAAAGGAGAACGUUACAAGUUUAUAUUCUUGUCUGUAGCUUGUGUCUGAAUAUUUUACUAUUUUACAGAUUUAGUCAUUCAUAGUAUAUUGUUCUUCAGACUAAGACCAUUAAGAGGGUUGAAUAUAGCAGUAACUUCCUCCUGUUUAAAAACCCUCACAACACAGUUGUAAAGGGUAUUCCAGAAUCACUAGGUCUGUCAGUAUAUGACCAUCCAUCUGUCUAUAUUUUUUUGGCCCACCUUAUCUGGUAUUCAAACCAAACUUGCACCUAUUGCAUAUCUAGAGAUGCUUCAGAAUCUGGCCUUCUUUUUAUGUUUCAGUGAUUCUGGUUAAAGUCAGCAGGUCUGUUUCCAGCCUGGCACACCAUAGGGCCAUAAUUAAAAAAAUUUUGUUUGAUGUAAUCUGACCCAUAUUUUUCAAGUUAAAUAGGUUGGUUUUUUUUUCUUCGAUUUAUCUAGUAACGCAUUGAUAUUGUAUAUUUACACAUUUAUUAAGGGACUCCAUGAUUCUUACUAAAACUUCAUUGAGGUACUUGUAGUUUAGAUGUUUGCAAGUUGCAGCCAUAAAGAAAAAGUUUAAAAACAAUUCUGUCAAUCUGUAUUUUCCCAAAAGGAAGGGAAAAAAAGAAUUCAAAAAUUAAAGUACUGAAAAAAUUAUCAGGUGGGGCAGUUUUGAUCGAUCAGUAGGAACACAUCAAACAAAAUGUCUUUUAUUCAUGGCUUAGUAUCCAGACCAUACUUUAAGGUGGUGCAGUCCUGUCUGACUGGGAUGUGCAUUCUACCAAAAUACUUCAUGCUUCAGUGACUUUAAGGAUAUCAUUUAGGUCCAUUUCAGCUCAGUCAAAAAGGUAUUUUAAAAAAAUUGCAGCAAUACCAACUACAUGUAUUUGCAUGUUCAACAUGUAUCAAAAUCUUGAAGUUCAUGAGUCAUAGGUCCUUGUUGAAGGCCCUUCGAUGGACAUUCAUUAUUUAAAAAUCUUUUUUACUCAAACUUUUUCAGACAAACUUGAUGUAUCACAAUAAUAAAUAGGUAGUUCCCUCUUUCAGAAUUGUGAACGUUACAUAGUUUUGGGUUGGAGCAGUAAAUCAUAUACAGUUAAACUUCAGUAUGAUGGGUACUGAUAUGUGGAAUACUCUAGAUAUGUCAGAGUGAUUUGGAAGUCCCAAUAGCUUUUUUUCUGUAUGUAUUUUAAGGUCAAGUUCUCGAAUCCUCAAAGUUUUUUUCUCAGCCCCAUAGAGUUCAAGUUAAUAAGGUUUGACUGUAUAGCCAAUUAUGUCAUGCUGUACUAGGGUGACCAUUUAAGCACUUGAGCCUUUUGUAAUGGUUAGGAUGCAAUCCAGAAUUGCUUAUCUCUGUAUGCUUUGUUCCAUGCAGGAUUUCAAAGACCCCAUGUUAAGACCAUACCCAAGUAUGGGAGUGGGGAGGGCAUAGGUCCUCUUAGGAAAACUAAAGUUCUUUCAGAUUUAUCACUUCAUGAAUAAAUUAAACUGUUUUAUGUUCCCUUUUUUAUGUUUUUUUAUUGUUGAUCAUGAUUAUCUGUUGUUAUAGAAGUUAAGAGAGAGUUAUCUACCUUUGUCUUAUCUUCAAUAUUUGAAGUCAAGAAUAGUUAGGAUAUGUGUGGAAAGAAUGUGAACAAGGAUCUGCAAAGGACUCAGAUUUUUCAUAUGCAGUAUAGUCUUGUCCAUGAUGUAAUUAUUAUAUCUAUAUAUUUACCUUUCAUUUCAGUUUAAUUUAAAAUGUCUGUCUAAACAUUGUAUUUGUGCUUAGAUGAAGUUGUAUGAGUGUAGUAUGUUUAGAACUAAAUAUUAUUACUGCUUGUGUGCAACAAAAACAGGACUUUGGGCUGAAUUUGGUGCAUUCUAUCUACAUUUUUUAUAAUCUCCAAAGAAGUAGAAAAUUCUUAUAUAAGCCCACCUUCAAGACUGGUUGUUUAAUUAAGUGUAUGUCAGCAAAGCAUUCAAAUGAUACAAAUAACAUUUCAUUGAUAAUUCUGUUGCUAAGAAGAAUGUGUUCUUUCCUUACAAAGUCUUAAUAUAAACCUUUUUGAAACCUUGAGCUUGAUUUUUUGGAAAGCUUACUUGAUGCGGUUAUAUGGAAAUGUUGUAUGUGAUUUGUUAAAAAACUUUUAUCUCUCCA